This is a messenger RNA of Antechinus flavipes (yellow-footed antechinus), 6012 nucleotides long. It is a transcript of the gene MARCHF1, whose product is annotated as membrane associated ring-CH-type finger 1. Gene Ontology annotation, biological process: immune response; antigen processing and presentation of peptide antigen via MHC class II; protein polyubiquitination. Lineage: Eukaryota; Metazoa; Chordata; Mammalia; Dasyuromorphia; Dasyuridae. The transcript is spliced from 10 exons. The record is from RefSeq and is a predicted model, not a curated record. Gene Ontology annotation, molecular function: MHC protein binding; zinc ion binding; ubiquitin protein ligase activity. The coding region runs from base 491 to 2125 and encodes 544 amino acids. Gene Ontology annotation, cellular component: early endosome membrane; late endosome membrane; cytoplasm.
GCCAGAGUCGGGCUGCCUGCCACCCGGCGGCACAUCCGCGAGCUCUUGGAGGAGCGCUCUCUUCUCCAGCAGCUGACAAAAGGAUGGGAGGAUGCCAGAGCCCCGGGAUACGGGCACCGUGCAGACCUGCGGGCUUCUGAGCGACUUCACCCUCCGCCGGAAAUGUACCCAGGGCUGGCUUUGAGAAAAUAUACAGAAUUGGACUGUUGUUGCUGUGAUUUCCUAAACAACUGCUGUAUUUCAACUGAGCUUUGGCAAAGCAAGGAUGUGAACAAUUACACAGGUGGGCUACUCAGGGGGAGUGAAGAGAUCAGGCAGCCAAUCAGGGACUGGCAACCUCCAGCACUGCCAACAUGCCCCUCCAGCAGAUUUCUGUAAUCCCAGCGAGGGAGACUGCCAGCAAUGGGAGAAGUUCAUUGGGCAGAAACAAAGAGAAGAACAAGAAAGUGGAGAAUUUCAGAAAUUGAAAAGGGAUAAGUGGAAGGAGAAAAUGUUGGGCUGGUGUGAAGCGAUAGCCCGUAACCCUCACAGAAUCCCAAACAGCACAAGGACACCAGAGAUCUCAGGGGAUCUGGCUGAUGCAUCACAAAACUCAACCUUGAAUGACAAAUCCCCAGGACGUUCUGCAAGUCGAUCAAGUAACAUAUCCAAGGCAAGCAGCCCAACUACAGGAACAGCUCCCAGAAGCCAGUCCCGGCUGUCUGUCUGCCCAUCCACUCAGGACAUCUGUAGAUCUUCCACCUUGCAUGAUUUGUCAGAAGACACAUUUGAGCAUUCCACCCCUGUCAUGGUGCUGACCCCUACGUGUAGGGAGUCUAAUAAAAAACAGUUGAAACAGAGGUUUAGGCGGAGAAAGAGAGAGGCUUCUGAAAGAUAUGAGCAUGCAGAAAAGCAGAGAAAAGGGAAGAAAAAUAAGUUUCACCUCCCCAUCUCAAGUUCCCGAUGGAGUGAAUUCCGCAAGGAGAUGUCCGAUUCAUCUUCCACAGACGAAGAUCAAUGGGUUCAGUCUCGGCAAAGAGCCCAAGAAAGAAGUAAACUUCCCCGAAGAGGAAGAAGAAGCAAUAGCAGGCCGUGCAGAAACCUGGAUGGGUCCCCGACUUCUGACACCAUUGAGGUUGUUCAUCUGAGAACCAGAGAGAGCCCCGAGCUGCCCGAAUAUGAGCGCUGCUCUUUAAGUCACCGCAGUGGAAAAGCCAAGAGAUACAAAGAAUAUAGCCUUCCACCACCUCUCAAGUCUCCUGAGACUAAGAGUUUCCCGGAAGACCUUGAGGGAAAUAGGAGCCAAAACUACUUUGGAGACUCACAAUCUUUGGCUUAUCUCGGGCAAAAUGAAGUUCCCAAAGAAACCUUUUCCGAGGGAAAUUCAGACCUAGAGACAAUGCCGGCCAUUUCAUGUCUGGGAGAACCAGUGGCUACAAAGACCUGUGUAAUGAAUACUGCUCAGGAGCUUCCUGCCUCGUAUGAUGACAGGUGUGAUGAUGAUUCAGAGGUGUGCAGGAUCUGUCACUGUGAGGGAGAUGAUGAGAACCCCCUUAUUACACCAUGUCGCUGCACAGGAACCCUACGGUUUGUUCACCAGGCCUGCCUGCACCAGUGGAUCAAGAGUUCAGAUACCCGCUGCUGUGAACUCUGCAAAUAUGACUUCAUCAUGGAGACCAAGCUGAAACCACUCCGGAAGUGGGAGAAACUACAGAUGACAACAAGUGAAAGGAGGAAAAUAGUCUGCUCUGUCACAUUCCACGUUAUUGCUAUCACCUGUGUCGUGUGGUCAUUGUAUGUGUUAAUAGAUCGGACUGCUGAGGAAAUCAAGCAAGGCAAUGACAAUGGUGUCCUUGAAUGGCCAUUCUGGACAAAACUGGUUGUGGUAGCCAUUGGCUUCACAGGAGGCCUCGUCUUCAUGUAUGUGCAGUGCAAAGUCUAUGUGCAGCUGUGGCGCAGGUUGAAAGCCUACAACCGUGUGAUCUUUGUGCAGAACUGCCCUGAUACUGCCAAAAAGCUGGAGAAGAACCUCCCCUGUCACGUGAACACAGACAUCAAGGAUGCUGUAGUGGUGCCUGUGUCACAAACAGGUACAAAUGUACUGCUGACCACAGAGAGUGGAACCCCAGAAGUCAUACCGGUCUGAUAGAACCAGCUGACCUUGUUUCACCAGAAUCUGAAAAGUUUUCCAGCCCUCAGUGACUCGAGAGCAGAAGUGAUUUUGCAUUGUUUCCCCAUCCCAACCCUAGCUAACUACUCCUUACUUUCCUUCCAACAAAAGAAAAGAAAGCUGCAUCAGAUGAAAUAAGCAAAUGAUCAGGUUCCCACAAAGCUGGGCCUAGAGUGGGAUGUGGACACGUAUGUAUAAAGUCCUUUCUGAAAGACUCUUUGUGACAAGGUAUGCUUUUUAAUACAAACAUCAAGAAGCUAACUGGAAAUUCAUCACUGGUCACCAUAACAAGAGGAAAGUGGGGGAAGGAUAAAAACUUGAAUUUCAAUGUGUAUUAUUAUUUCUAGGGUUUUUUCUGACAAAGAUUUCAUCUUCAUACUGACGGGGAAUAGCAAAUACAUCUGGCUUAAAAUCCUUAAAAGUUGCUUGCAUUAGUCCUAAAUCAAAUCAGGAACAGACUUUAAACAGGAUGGGCUAUGUGAUUUCUAACGUCCCUUCCAUUAGUAAAAUUCUAUAAUUCUAUAAAGGAUGCAUAUUUUUCUGAGACUUCACACUUUGACGGUAAAUAGAUUUUUACAGCUACCCUGGAGCCUGAUUGUUUUGACAGCUGCAUGAGUUAGAAAUAGAUGCAAUACACAUUCAAUUGUGUAUGAUGAAACAUUUUUGGGAUGAUAUUCAACAAAUAUUUAUGAAGAACAGAGUUUUGAAAUAUUUUUUUUGUUUUAUCUUUCAUGCAAAUGCCAACCAAAAUUCAAGCCAACUUCUUGGUCCUGUGUUUUCUCUGCAGUCACCAAAACAGAGAUGACCAUGCCUUGGAUUUUAAUACAGUGUCUGAAUUUUUUUUAGAACAGAAGCUUCACUGUUUAUUGUAUUAAAAGGAUUCACAAGAGUAUGAUUCUUACAAAGCAUUAAAUUUAGUUCAAUCCAAGCCUUGCUUGAAUGGUUAAAGAAAGUACAAUCCUUCAACAGGUUAUAAACAAAAUGCAAGCUACAAUAUUAUAUAAAAUGACAGAAAUAAUCAGCCUCUGCUUCUCCAAAGCUUCUGGGAGUGGAAAAUCCAAUUUAAAGUUGCUUUUGGUUCUACAACUAAAAGCCUAAUAUUAUAAAGUUUUAUACAGCCUAUCAAGUAGCACCCAGACAAGUUGUUAGGACGGUGAUGACAGAGCAUCUAACCUUUUAAAAGACCAGUGUCUCUGCUCUGUUGAUUUUGGUGAAUCCCACUCUCAAAAAAUGGAGCUCUGUAGGCUUGGCAGCUCAAUUGUUAUUGAUACUCUUUGCAUAUUCAUGUAAAACUAAAGUGUGAAUGACAUUGCGGUGAACUAGAUUAUUGAUCACAGGUGUAAUGGUGUGCUCAAAGAAAGAUGUCCCACAUAAAAAAGGAAAAAAAAGAGGUUUGUGAUUUGCUUCUGUUAAUUGUCAUAUUUAUUAUUGUGGCAAGACAGCCAUAGUGGCCAUAAGAACCAGUGCAUGGUUUGCACAAGUCUGGUUAUCACACUGAUGCAAUUUGUAAUUACCCGAAUCUCUUCUAUGUUCUUGUGGUUCAUGGAUUUUGUCAUAGGAAGAAGAAAACAAAAUCCCUUCCAGGGAGGAGAUGGACUAUGUUAACUGCUAGUAGCUGUCUCCAGAAUCUAAACGAUCCCAAUUCCUAGAAGUACUAAGUAUGAUGAACAAUUUGUUGGGUUUUUUGUUUUUUUAAUGUAUUCAUGUAUAUACACAGCAGCAAAACGUAAUGGUUUUCUGAUUGUCAUAGGACCAAGUCUGUAUAAAUCAUUGCUCUGCAAAGUGGUGUGGAGGGUAUGAGAUGAGGAAGCAAGCAGAUAAAAUAAUAUGGGUGGAAAUGAAAUGCACCAACUAUGCAUAGACACAGGCAUGAUCAGUUGUAUUUUUUAAAAACCUGGGCCUUUAAAGAACUAAAAUCUUGUAAUUAAGUUACUCUAAAAUUUUUCAUCCAAAGCUUUAAGGUGAAUCCAUGACUUUUAACACUAGCUUUGAGAAGCUUAACGAUGGGUUUCACACAAAAGUAUUAAUCUUGCUUCAAUUUUCUAACUCAUUUUCUGGGCUUUAUAUAAAACAGUCCAGUUUGUCCACAUAGAUUAGCAAUGAUAAAAGGCAUUUUCAGAGAAAUAUUUCAUCUGAAAAACAUUUUGAAUAUCACUGUUUUCACCUAGAGGGCACAGAUUAUUUCUAUAAUAACCACCCCAAACAAAAUUAAAGCAAUCUCUUUACAAAGAUAGCCAUCACAGCCAUAUGCACAAUCCAAACCACCAUAAGAUGAGGCAGUAAAAUAAGGCCUCAUGGAUUCAAGGUUAUGCUUAAUGCUUUAAAAAAAAAAAAAAAAAAAAAAAAAAUUCCCAAUGGGGUGGAGGGCACUGAGUAUUUUUAAUAGGAAAAAUAUGACAGGUUAACAAAAUAGGAUUUAAGGUUACUGUACCAAGAAAACAUAGCACAAAAGGUGGUAACCUUAAUGUUUUGUUCUGUAGUUUCUCUCUAUGCAGUACUUUCAUUAACCCCCAAAACAUUUUUGAUUCAGAUUCCUUGUGCAAUUAUCACACAGUGUCUAAUUAUCUUUCAGUCCGAAAGAACUACACAAAUUAAGCAUCUAGUAUUAAAGGUUUAUUCUUUUGUACAGUAAUGAUGCAUAUAGACCUUCCAAUGGAGGGUCCUACUCUUUUCUGUAUUUGAUAGUUGUUUUUGAACUCAUGAAUUGCUGCUCUAGAGACUGAAAAUAAUGUUGCCAAAAAAAAAAAAAAUUCCCUAGAAAAGAGCAUUAAAUUUUUUUUUCAUAUAUUUAUAUAGAUAGAUAUAAAGUAAAAUGGAACUAAAAUUAAAUAACCAGCUAUCAGCUCUCAUUCAAAACUUUGAUUCUUUUCAGUUGGGGAAAUAGUCAUUUUGGGUCUUAUUAAUAGUGUAAGCCCACAGAAUUUUACCACUAAAGUAUUAUGCAUAUCAUGGAAAAAUUAAAUGGAUGGCCCUUUCCCUUCUAUUGAGAUUGUGGAUCAUGAGUUUAAUAACAUGAAUAAACCUCCAAAAAAACAGAGCCUAAAAGUUAAUUCAUCCAAUGUAACAGAAAAAUACAAGAGUAGGAGAAGGGGGGAGAAGAUGACUAGGAGAGCAGGAAAAAUAGAGGGAAAAAGAUGAAGGCUGCUGAAGAAUAGAAUGAGUUAUCUUUAAAAGAAGGCUCCAGAAUUAAUUCAGUCUAAACUGCACUUUACAUAGCUACCUUCUGCAAACAUUUGUGAUUUUUUUUAUUAUUUUCUUUUUCUUUCUUUCUUUCUUUCUUUUUUUGCAAAAGGUGCCUUAAGUACCUACAAUUGUCUAUAUUUUGUUUGGGAAAAUGAGCUCACUGCAAUGAGAAAAAUAUUAGGGGAAAGUAACACUGACUUAGAAACUAUGGAUUAUUUCAGUUGUCUGUAUUGACAUGAAUUUUAUUUUUCCUUGAUUCUCUGCAAAGAUUUUUGGGGAGAAAUGGACCUUUUAAUUUUUUUAAAAAACUCGGAUUCUUCAGGGGUUGCAGUUUAACCAAGAAGGGUGAAAGCAGUUUUAUUCAUUUCUUAAAUCAGCCCAAUGGUGCUAUUUCACAUACCCACCAAGCUGAAUGGAAGUACUGUUAUUUUGGGCUACAGUGUUUCCUCCACAUCUGAAGAAAGCCCAUUCUGAAAGUGAACACUGCACUUACACAAAUAAAAGAAUAUUCUGGUUGUGUGCAAUUCUUGAGAUUGGGCAUUUGUGUUACUUUGGUUUUACCCAGUUAUCUUGCAUAAACAAUUAGAUGUUUUGUGAACUAACGUGUACUAAGUAAGAAAAUGAAGGACAAGAAAAUAUCUGUGGAAGAAAGUUUGUAUAUUAAAAAAAAGUGACCUGAA